AUGUGUAUUGAUGAGGCUCCUUGUAAGGGCAGAGGAUUGGUCCGACCCAACACCCGCAAAUCCACGACCAAGGUUACCAAGAAGAAGCAGACGAAAACGGCCCCUCCCAUCGGCUUGGUGCGUGACUUCCCAUGCCGCCCCUGCGUCACACUCGCCACCAAGGCCCCCGGCCAUGAAUGUGCCUCCCAAGACAAUAACGUACAUGAUAAGUACUUUACCCCGCUAUGCCCAGUCAAAAAGUACCAAAGUGAUCGGCUCGCUUGUUUGAUCGACUCGCUUAUCAUGUACGUUACUGGUGCCGCGUGCUGGGACUGCGCAAAGAACGGUCACACCUGCAGGCCGGUCCCGGUUGGUGCUCUUGCUGCUGUGCGCGCCUUUUGGGAGCUGAAUCGGCAGCUCAAGCCACAACAAUUACGAGCUUGCGGUAGUGGUGCGGCUCUUCCUGCCGCUCCAGGACCAGCUUCCGCUUUGGCUUUGUUCGGCGAGAUAGCUGAGAGAAGCCCCGAGGAGCGAAAGAUCAUGGCGCUGGAGACUAUCGCUGAGGCUGCUCGGCUCUGGAUUCAGCUCAAUAAGCCGGACGAAGAGGACGAGGAGGACGAGGAAGAGAUGGAAGAGGACAAUUGA
This is a messenger RNA of Fusarium falciforme, 624 nucleotides long. RefSeq lists its product as hypothetical. The transcript is spliced from 8 exons. The record is from RefSeq and is a predicted model, not a curated record. The coding region runs from base 1 to 624 and encodes 207 amino acids. NCBI's taxonomy places the organism in Eukaryota, Fungi, Ascomycota, Sordariomycetes, Hypocreales, Nectriaceae.